AUGUACACCAAAACGCCGUCUUACAGACAAAGUAAAAAAAGAUAUAGCGCGGAGAAAUACCAUUUAAAUAUACCUUAUAAACAAGGAAAGAAGAAUAAGAGUAAAGAAAAGUAUAGACUGAAUAAGCUAUUUCAAAAAGAAGUGAAGAACAGAAGUAUUACCAAAUAUCAUCUGAAUAUACCAUUUCAAGAAGUAGUGAAACAAAAGAGCAAAACUAAGUACAGAUUGAAUAUAAAAUUUAGAGAGGCAGUAAAAAAAGCAAGUGUACACAAGUAUGCAUUCGACAGUGGCUUUCAGGAAAAAUUGAAGAGGUUGAAUUUGUUAAGGUAUAGACAAAAUGUGCUGGUCAAAGAAAAAUACAAAGAAAGACUACGUAGGCAGUACAAACAUGACCUGCUUAUUAGACAAAAGAAAAUAUUGAUGAUAAAACAAAGACGUUUAAACAAAAACUACAAUAUGAAUAAUAUUGCAACUUUCUUUAGACAGCAAGUUAGAGACGGGCCAACAUAUGUAUGCUCAGUUUGUCACAAAUUUAAGUUCAAGAAACAGGUUGUCGUAUGCGACAAACAAAAGUACUCCAAAAAAGGCACAAAAAGCAUAGCAAUGGCAAAUCACUGCAUUACUGAACAAUUCCUUUCUAGCUGUUCGGAUCAAUGCAAAAAGACCUGUGAAACUCUACAUCACAAGCAAUGGAUAUGUUUUACCUGCCACUUCCACGUUCUGAAAGGUCAAUUACCAGCAGAUGCUUAUGUUAAUGGUCUUCAAUUGCCACAUAUUCCACAUCAACUAAAUUCCUUGAAUAAAUUGGAAAAACAACUUAUCUCUAUCAGGAUACCAUUUAUGAAAAUUAUACAGCUUCCAAAAGGAAAUCAGCGAGGUUUUGUUGGGCCAUGUGUUUCUGUUCCUACAGAUGUUGAGAAAACAACAAAUGUGCUGCCAAGGUGUGAAACUGAAACAGAACUAAUUAGAUGUAAACUCAAAAGAAAACUGGAAUACAAAGGGUAUGAUCAGUAUGAAUAUGUGAGUCGAAAGAAAAUUUGCAACGGUUUGAAAUAUUUACAGGAAAUAAAUCCAUAUUAUCAUGAUAAGUUGUUGAAUAAAAAAUGGAUAGACCAAACUCCUUCAGAUUUUGAGGACUUAGUGGUCGAAGAGACAGAACAUACUGAUUUCGUACCACAGGAAGAAGAUAAAAUUGAUAAUCGCAAUGAUGAAGAACAGUCUGUAAAGGACAGAGGCUUACCUUCGGACACGUGCCUACAACCUGUGGAUAUGGGACAGGAAAUUCUCGACCAGCAUUUUGAUCAUAUCUUCUGUGUUGCUCCAGGAGAAGGGAAUACGCCUGUACGCAUGUUGCAAGAAGAAGGAAAUGAAGCAAUGUCAUUUCCUGUUCAAUUUCCUGAAGGAUCAUUUGGAUCAUUUGAUGCUAAGAGAUCUAUGCAUCUUACACGUUCAAAAUAUUUCCAUGCUAGACUUUUCAGUGCUGACUCCCGAUUUUCAAGUGACACAUCAUACAUUUUUUAUGCUCAGUACUUGUCUGAACUUGAGCAGGUAAUUUCGAAAGUGUCAAUAGCAUUGCGCAAAAGUAGUGGAAAAGAUCAGACAGGAAACACCAUAACAGCAAGUAUGCUAACAGACAAGAACCAACUGAAAAGAAUUUUGACCACUGACCAGGGAUAUAAAUUCAUGACACCGAUCAGAGGAACACCUCCAUACUGGCAAGCAACACUCCGUGAUUUAAUGGCUAGUAUACGCCAACUAGGCAUUCCUACUUGGUUUGCAACAUUCUCUGCAGCUGACUUGAGAUGGAAAGAAACACUUCAAGUUCUCCUGGAGCAACAAAAAAGCACACAAUCUUUGGAAGAUCUUGAUUGGACUGGCAAAUCCAAAGUAUUACAAAACAAUCCAGUAAUGAGCGCUGUCAUGUUUGAUUAUAGGUUUAACACCUUCCUUAAAGAAAUCAUAAUCAAAAGAAAUAUCAUUGGUAAUGUCAAAGACCAUUUUCAUCGGAUUGAGUUUCAACAACGCGGAUCUCCACAUGCACAUUGUCUAUUUUGGAUUAAAGACGCACCAUUACUCGACACCCAUGACGACAAGACAGUGUGUGAUUUUGUAGACAGAUACGUAACUUGCGACCUACCUGGUGUUACUGUUGACCCUGAAUUACAUGAAAUAGUUACCAGUGUGCAGCAGCACAGCAAAAAUCACUCGAAAUCAUGUGCAAAGAAAGGGACAAAAUGCAGAUUUAAUUUUCCACGACCGCCAUCAGAAAAUACGUUCAUAUCUCGUACUCCAAGUAAAACAGGACCAACAGUACAAAGAUCAUCAAAACAGACACAUUCAUUUGCAAAAGACGUAUUAAUAAAACUAUGGAAUACUAUCAACACUGUAAACUUAGAACAUGUUACAACAGAAAACCUUUUUACUGCAGCUGGAAUAACUCAAGAAGAAUUUGAAUCAGCAUCAAACAUUGUAACAAAAAGAACCAACAUCACUUUGAAACGUAAACCCACUGAUAUCUGGAUUAAUCAGUACAACCCAAGUCUACUCCGUUGUUGGAAUGCAAAUAUGGAUCUGCAAUACAUAACUGAUGCCUAUUCAUGUGUUAUGUAUAUCAUCUCUUAUAUUUCAAAAGCAGAAAGAGAAAUGGGUGUAGUUUUAGAAAAUGCCAGAAAAGAAGCAGCAGAAGGUAAUUGUGAUGCCCAGGAUGCCAUGAAGCAAAUAGGAGGUGCCUACUUCCGGCAGCGGGAAGUCAGCGCACAAGAAGCUACAUAUAGGGCAUGUGGUCUUCACCUAAAGGAAUCAUCAAGAAAGGUCCAGUUUCUUCCUGUUGGUAAUAAUCCAGUAAAAAUGAGCUUACCACUUAAUAUCAUUCAAAUGAAGGCCAAUCAGUUAGAUGAUAGCAUAUGGAUGCAUUCUCUGUAUGAUAGAUACAAGGCUCGCCCACUCAGUUCAGACUUUGAUAUUAUCUGUUAUGCAUCAUUUUCAUCUGAGUAUCGUGUUCUGUCACCUUCACAAAUCCCAAAAAAACCUUCAGAAUAUGUUUUUAAACUGCAGAGCGAUCUUGGAUACAUUCGUAAACAUUCUCGGACAGAGGCAGCCGUUAUAGCAUAUCCAAGAUUUUCUAAAAACAAGAAUCCAGAGCUAUAUUUCAAAUCUAGUCUACAGCUUUUUUUGCCUCAUAGAAUGGAUGGCCAACUGAAGCCACUUAAAUUUAAAACCUAUGAGGAAAUGUAUUUCAAUGCAGCAGUUGCCCUUGACUUAUCAAAAGAACCACAAAAAGUAAAAGAAAUUGUAGAGUCAAACAGACAGGUAUUUGAGCACAAUGUAGACGAGUUAGAUGACGCACAGGAGUUGUUAGAAAAACAAGGGCCCCUCGAGGAUGCAUGGGCAUUGAUCGCUCCAGAGUCAGAAGUUGAACGUAUAGAAACACAGAGUGAGAAAGAACACCUUGGUCUUGAAGAUAGCUUAGAAAUACCUGAUUUAGACACUACAAACAAAAAACACAGAGGAGGGAUAGAGUUUGAAAUUAGGCAAAGCUUAUUCACUUCUCAAGAAUUAAAACACCUGUUGCGACAACUGAAUACAGAACAGAAAAUGGUUUUUUAUCAGAUAAGACAGUGGUGCCUAGAUAAAGUAAAUGGCAAAAAUCCAGAUCCUUUUAAGAUAUUUAUUAAUGGGGGUGCGGGUACAGGGAAGAGUCACCUGAUUAAGUGCUUGUGUUAUGAGGCAAGCAAAAUUUUGUCUCCACAUGCACCAAAUCCAGACGAUAUUGUCGUCCUUGUCACAGCACCUACAGCAACUGCUGCUUUCAAUAUCGGUGGAACAACUCUUCAUCAAGCCUUUGCACUUUCUAAAUCACUACCAUUUCCGUACAUUUACAUGCGUGAUGAGGAAAUAAAUAAGCUUCGCGGUAAACUUCAGAACCUUCAUAUUUUAAUUAUAGAUGAAAUAUCCAUGGUUGGUCAACGUGUCCUUCUCUAUGUCAGUGAGCGACUACGCCAAAUCAAGCAAAGUGGAAAUGCUCUUUUUGGAAACAUAUGUGUUAUUGCUGUCGGAGAUUUUUACCAGCUUCCACCCGUGAAACAAAAGUGUCUAUACGAUUUAAGACCGGAAAACUUUUUCCCACUAUGGAGUUCCAAUUUUUCAUUGGUUGAGUUGAAUCAAAUAAUGCGACAAAAGGAGGGUUCCGAGUUUGCUCACUUAUUAAACAGAUUACGCGUGAAAAAGAAAACUGAGCAUUUGCUACCUGGUGAUUAUUGUUUAUUAAAAGCCUGUUUGACACAUUCUGUUCCCGAAGAAAGUCUUCACAUCUUUGCCACUAACAAAGAAAUAGAUUUUCAUAACAGUAAGAUGAUAGCCAAAGUUUGCCAAGAAACAGAAAUAGUACUGGCACAAGAUUAUGAUCGAAAUCCAACGACAGGCGAACUUAUUCUCAAGACGUCACCAUAUGAUACUUCACAUGAUUUCUUACCUCCACAGUUAAUAAUUGGACCGAAAGCUAGAGUUAUGCUAAUACGGAAUAUUGACAUCACAAUAGGCUUGGUCAAUGGUGUAAUUGGAACGGUGAUUAGCAUUUUACCUGGCCGCAAGGAGUCUUCUUUGCCAUGUGCAGUAAAAGUACUUUUUGACAACAAAAGCAUCGGGAGAAAACCUGUCUCAUCAUCACAGCCAAGAGAACAUAUACCAAUUGACAUAACGCCAAUUGAGGAAAACUUGAAGAAAAAUGCUGUCAGACAUCAAUUUCCGUUGCAGUUAGCAUGGGCCUGUACUACUCACAAAGUACAGGGACUCACCACCGAUAAAGCUGUUGUCUCAAUGAAGAACAUAUUUGCUGCUGGUAUGGCUUAUGUUGCGCUCAGUCGUGUAAGAUCAUUGGACGGUUUGGUAAUUCAAGAUCUUAAUGCAGACAAAAUUUACUGCACUGAACAGAUUUCAACUGCACUGCAAAGGAUGCCAAAGUUUUUAGUCCAAAGACAAGAUGAGUUGAACCUAAAGCAAAAUCAAUUACGUAUAUUGCUUCAUAAUAUUCAAGGAUUGGUCCCACAUAUUGAAGACCUGCAGUCAAAUUGUGAUAUUCAAAAUGUGAAAUUUAUCUGUUUAACAGAGACCUGGAUGGAAAAAAAAUCUGCUUUGCCGAUUUUGGAACAUUUUCAUUUGAUACAUAAACCAAGAUCGGAAUCAUAUACAUCAACAAAAGGUAUCUUUAAUGACCUCAGUAACAAAAAACAUGGUGGUGUUGGUAUGUAUGUCAGAAAUCAGCAGCAGUAUACUCAACUAUCAUUACAAUCUUGUAAUAUUGAAUGUAUUGGUGUGAAUAUUGAUAUCAUCAAAACCAACAUAGUUGUAAUCUAUAGACCAGCAUCAUACACUACAUCUAUAUUUUUGGAACAGUUACAACAUGUUCUUGAUUCUUUACCACCUGAAGACGGAUCAACAAUAGGUAAGACUCCGUAUGAUCUAGCGGCAGCAGAAAAAAAGGGACAGUAUAAAAAAGUGAUGGAAUACUUACAGACUGCAGUACUAAGGACGAAAGAUUCUAUGUUGAACAAACUGCUUGGCAGCGGAAGCUACCAAUCUUUUGACAUGCGCUGCAUGGUAACGGGCCAGUUCGCUGUUGGGAAAUCAAGUCUAGUCAAGCUUUUAGUUGGGGAUAAUGUUCCAGAAGGGCGACAUGCCACUGAUGGCAUUUCCCUCGUUGAAGGUCGUUGUGGACUUGAUAUAGAGACAAGAAAUUGGAUCAUGAUUGAUCCAGAUAAGAAUACACAUUUACAUACAUAUGGUUUUAACACUACAUUUAUUAAUGAUAUACAUAGAGUAUUGUUUUGCAGGUAG
Molecule: messenger RNA, 5832 nt
Organism: Mytilus trossulus (common blue mussel)
Lineage: Eukaryota; Metazoa; Mollusca; Bivalvia; Mytilida; Mytilidae
Exons: 4
Coding region: 1-5832 (1943 amino acids)
Biological process (GO): DNA repair; telomere maintenance
Molecular function (GO): ATP hydrolysis activity; DNA helicase activity
Source: RefSeq, a predicted model, not a curated record